This is a messenger RNA of Mesitornis unicolor (brown roatelo), 642 nucleotides long. It is a transcript of the gene ZC3H15, whose product is annotated as zinc finger CCCH-type containing 15. The transcript is spliced from 5 exons. Gene Ontology annotation, cellular component: cytosol. The record is from RefSeq and is a predicted model, not a curated record. Lineage: Eukaryota; Metazoa; Chordata; Aves; Mesitornithiformes; Mesitornithidae. Gene Ontology annotation, molecular function: mRNA binding; metal ion binding. The annotation marks the transcript as partial. Gene Ontology annotation, biological process: cytoplasmic translation.
GACAAAACAUUUGGCCUAAAGAAUAAAAAAGGUGCAAAACAACAGAAAUUUAUCAAGGCUGUGACUCACCAGGUUAAAUUUGGUCAGCAAAAUCCACGUCAGGCUGCUCAAACAGAAAGUGAGAAGAAACUAAAAAAAGAAGAUAAGAAAAAAGAAUUACAAGAAUUAAAUGAACUCUUUAAGCCUGUGGUUGCUGCACAGAAAAUUAGCAAAGGUGCUGACCCCAAAUCUGUAGUUUGUGCAUUCUUCAAGCAAGGACAGUGUACGAAAGGAGACAAGUGCAAGUUUUCUCAUGAUUUGUCUUUGGAAAGGAAGUGUGAAAAACGAAGUGUCUACAUUGAUGCAAGAGAUGAAGACCUUGAAAAAGAUACAAUGGAUAACUGGGAUGAGAAGAAGCUGGAAGAAGUGGUGAACAAGAAGCAUGGUGAGGCCGAGAAGAAAAAACCCAAAACUCAAAUAGUCUGCAAAUAUUUCCUUGAUGCUAUUGAAAACAACAAAUAUGGAUGGUUUUGGGUCUGUCCAGGUGGAGGAGACAACUGCAUGUAUCGCCAUGCUCUUCCUCCAGGUUUUGUAUUAAAAAAAGACAAAAAGAAGGAGGAAAAGCAAGAUGAAAUUUCUUUAGAAGACCUAAUAGAAAAAGAG